Anthonomus grandis grandis is the source of this 2362-nucleotide messenger RNA. It is a transcript of the gene Sec10, whose product is annotated as exocyst complex component 5. Lineage: Eukaryota; Metazoa; Arthropoda; Insecta; Coleoptera; Curculionidae. Gene Ontology annotation, cellular component: exocyst; cytoplasm. Bases 154 to 2304 code for a protein of 716 amino acids. The record is from RefSeq and is a predicted model, not a curated record. The transcript is spliced from 14 exons. Gene Ontology annotation, biological process: Golgi to plasma membrane transport; exocytosis.
UAUUUAUGUUCUGUGGUGUAAAGUUCAAAGUUCUCUCAACAAUAACAUUUAUUGAGGGCUAUUUUGAUUAAAUUUUGUUUUUAGGGCUCAUAAAGCUUGAUUUGACAAGCCUGAUGUUUCUAAGCACUUGAAAUUUCAAAUAACAAUUUCAAGAUGAUGCAACAGUAUUUAAAAGAAUUGGAGCAAGAGCCCUUUGACCCAGAAGAAUUUGUAGAACGUCUUGCAUGGAGAACUAUUGCUGAAACCAAAACCGAUGGAGACGAGGAUGAUUUAAAUCCUACUUUUUUACAUGAAUCUUUUGUACAGGCCAUAAAAGAUUUAACUUUGCUAGAAGAGAGACAACAGAAAAAGUGUGAGAGAUUAGAGGCAGCAGUAAAGGAAGAUGAGGCGAUGUUUUUUCAAGAAAUAUAUAAUUUGCUGGAGCAAAAUAAGCUAUCAAACGAAACUUUUCAAGAGUUAGACAGCAAAAUAAACCAUGUGGCGACAAAAGUGCUGCACCUGGGUGACCAGUUGGAUAGUGUUAAUGGUCCCAGAGCCCGUGUCGUGGAGGCUUUGAAGCUGAUGAAUCAUUUAAGUGAGUUUUUUAACAAUGGCCCCCUCACCAGCUCUAUUUUUAAUGAUCCUUAUAGAAUUGAUGAGGCAGCAGAUGUAAUCCAGAAACUUUUUUUGAUAUCUCAGGAUCUGCCAUCACCAAAGUUUGAAGCUGUUAAAAGAAAAAUUGAAAGAACAUAUUCCGAUAUUGAAAAGGCACUUAUAGAUGAUUUUGUAACGGCAAUGAGUAGAGAAGACUUAACUAGAAUGAAAGCUAUUGCUAAUGUCCUGUCACAGUUUAAAGGUUAUAGCCAGUGUGUUGAUGCUUAUAUAGAUCAAAGUCAAGCUAGUUGCGUAUUAAGCAAAGACGUGUUUUCCCACCUGGUGCCCCUGUGCAAACAUAAUUAUGACAUAAUAAAGGAAGUUUUUAGAAACCCGGAUCAAGUGAUGGCGAAGUUUGUGCUAAAUUUGUACCAGUUGAAGUUAUCUGAGUAUAUUGAGUCAAGACUAAAUGCUAAAAUUGGAACGUAUGCUUAUUUGGAGAUAUUAUACGAGUUAUAUUCUAAGACGAAUCAGUUUUCCAAUGAACUGAGCGUAUACAAUUUAGGAAAUGAUCAAAAUUAUUUGCAAAAACUCACCACAAAGAUAUUUAGCAAAUAUAUCAAAGAUUAUAUAAAAAUAGAGUUAAAAUGGUUAAAAGAGCGUUCAAGUAGCACUUUACAAAAAUAUUAUGAAAGCAAAAAUCAUCAUAAGAAACCUAUACAAAGUGGAGGUUUUCAAGACUUGAGAAGAGAUUUACAAGCGGUUAUAGGUACUAGAGCAAACAUAAACAUUGCACAAAUAGAAAACUAUGGGGGCGAAACAUUUUUAAGCGAAGAAUGUGCCAUUAUGAUUUUGCAAGAUACUAAAAAUGCCUUUAUGAGAUGCCAGCUACUUUCAUUUGCUUCGACAAACGAAGCUAGUUACGCGGCAGCCAUCUUAGACAUUCUAGUUAAUAGUUUACUGAUAGAGCAUGUAGACUAUGCGGUGGAGCUGGGUCUACAAGGUAUUCCUGUUGUAGAAGGAGCUAAAAGUCAACCGGUUUUAUAUUUUUUUACUAUUAUUCAUCAGUGUAAUAAUAUUAUCCAUUUGGUGGAGAAGCAGUUUAUUGACUUGGUUAUGCCAUUAGUCAGGAACUCUCCAUAUUACACCAACAUUUGUAAACAAAAAAUCGAUUUCACCUUGGAUGAUAUUAAAAGAAAAAUAAACGUAGGCUUGGAUAGAUGCCUAACUGCAAUUACUGCUUGGGUUAAAUUAUGUCUACAAGCUGAACAAAAAAAGAAUGAUUUUAAACCGGAAACUGACGAUUUCGAUACAGUUUCCUCUCAGGCUUGCAAAACCGUUUGUCAGUACAUAAACGGCGUUAUAAUAAAGCAAAUCAAAGCGAAUUUAGAUGGCAAUAAUGUAACUGCGGUCCUAGAAGAGUUGGGUAUCAGACUGCACCGAACAAUUUAUGAUCAUCUUUUACAGUUUCAGUAUAAUACGGCUGGCGCCAUGGUGGCAAUUUGCGAUUUGAACGAGUACAGAUCUUGCACGAAAUCGUUGGGACCAUUGGUGACUGAAUUGUUUGAAACUUUGCAUGCCUUGUGCAAUUUAUUGCUGGUGAAACCAGAAAAUUUGCAUCAAGUAUGUUCGGAAGACUCGCUGGUGAACUUGGAUAAGUCGAUUCUGCAUAACUUUAUUCAGCUUAGAAGCGACUUUAAAGCCCAGAAACCCACUAUAUUUAAGAGUUAAUAUUAGUUAUAUGUUAUUAAAGUAAUUUUUUCUAUAUUACAUUAGUGCAUACCGACAA